AUGUCGAAGCCGCAGGCCGAGCAUGUGAAACGACCCAUGAACGCUUUUAUGGUGUGGUCGCGAGGCCAGCGACGAAAAAUGGCUCAGGAGAAUCCGAAAAUGCACAAUUCGGAGAUCAGUAAACGCCUCGGUGCUGAAUGGAAACUUCUCUCGGAAGAAGAGAAGCGACCAUUUAUUGACGAGGCGAAACGUCUACGGGCCCUGCAUAUGAAGGAACACCCCGAUUACAAAUACCGGCCACGGAGAAAACCCAAAUCGCUACUGAAAAAAGACAACAAAUAUGCAUUUCCCCUACCGGUCAUUCCAACAAUGAAUGCCACUUUCGGAACCAUGCCGUCAUUCUCACCAAGCGCCCAGACAGAGUCCAUACUCACGUCAAAUUUUGGAGAGAAAGCUCGCGGUUUUUUUUACCCCCAACGUCCACGACACACGCCCUCUAUUCACACCUUGCAGAGAAUGCUGCCAAAAUGGACAGUCCGCUUAAUCUUCGGCCACACGAACUUAACGGGGCAGUAUCUAUCUAUCUAUCUAUCUAUCUAUCUAUCUAUCUAUCUAUCUAUCUAUCAUUGA
Molecule: messenger RNA, 570 nt
Organism: Acanthosepion pharaonis
Lineage: Eukaryota; Metazoa; Mollusca; Cephalopoda; Sepiida; Sepiidae
Source: the annotation of a GenBank genome assembly